CUCCUCCUCCUCCUCCUCCUCCUCCUCCUCCUCCUCCUCCUCCUCCUCCUCCUCCUCCUCCUCCUCCUCCUCCAGUACAUUGCACGCAUUCUUUCCCCGAGGCUCGUACAGUCAGUAUUUAUGUAUAGUUUUAUUACUUGGACAAUGAUAGCUCGUCAGGUGGCCUGACACAACAAACUCGAUGAACGUGGAAACCAAUAGAUUCAAUGCACCGACUCUUCUGGUGGCUUCUUAUAUCAAAAUCUGUUGGACAGUGUGGCUGUGAAAGUAAAGCUCUCUACCUAGGAAUGUGUUGAUGGUGACGUAUUUUUUUAUGUGACGGGCGCCGCAAACAGAGUAUGCAUCACAUUUUCGACAAGAGUGAACAUACAAACAGCUUACACAGCUUACGAAGAAAACGUGAUGAUGCUCCCCCGCCGACCCAUCGCCGCUGCCCGGGGCGUGAAUGGGAGGCCGGGAACGCGGCUUUCGACCUUCAAUAGUGGGAGGCGUCUCUAAGCCUGAGGCUCACCUGACGUCACCGAGGCGGCGUCACAUCCCAGUAUAUAAGGCGACGCGUCCCCCUCGGUCCUUACAUCUCAUCAUUCACAGACGCCAUGGCUCUCAAGGUUGUCCUGCUGUCAGCCCUCGCGGCCGUCACCCGUGCCCACCCCGACAUCCCUGCAGCUUCCUAUGGCGUUCCUGCUCCCUCCUACCACGCUCCGGCGCCCUCUUACCACGCUCCUGCCCCUGAGGCGCCGCCCAAGUACGACUACAACUACGCCGUCAAGGACGAGUACUCUGGCAACGACUUCGGUGCCCAGGAGGCGCGCGACGGCUACGACACCCAGGGAUCCUACUACGUACAGCUGCCCGACGGCCGCCUGCAGAAGGUCACCUACACCGUCAACGGCGACUCAGGCUUCGUGGCCGACGUGACUUACGAGGGCGAGGCCCAGUACCCCCGGGAGAGCUACGCCCCCGCCCCAAAGCCCUCCUACAUCCCCGCCUCAGCCUACCAGUGAUACCCCUCAUCCCGCCGGACGCUGCUACUCUGUUAUGGCUAUUUAUUAAAGGAUACUUAACUU
Portunus trituberculatus (swimming crab) is the source of this 1067-nucleotide messenger RNA. Its product is annotated as cuticle protein 21-like. The coding region runs from base 597 to 1004 and encodes 135 amino acids. The transcript is spliced from 3 exons. Gene Ontology annotation, cellular component: extracellular matrix. The record is from RefSeq and is a predicted model, not a curated record. NCBI's taxonomy places the organism in Eukaryota, Metazoa, Arthropoda, Malacostraca, Decapoda, Portunidae.